This is a messenger RNA of Rangifer tarandus platyrhynchus (Svalbard reindeer), 1548 nucleotides long. The record is from the annotation of a GenBank genome assembly. Lineage: Eukaryota; Metazoa; Chordata; Mammalia; Artiodactyla; Cervidae.
AUGGGGAAGCCCAGUUCAAUGGAUGCAAAAUACAAGGAUGACUUGUUCCGGAAGUACGUGCAGUUCCACGAGGGCCAAGGGGACGCCACCCCCGGCAGUGAUGAGUCCCUGCGGGCGGCAGCCUCCACCCUGCUCAGCCUGCACAAGGUGGACCCCUUUUAUCGAUUCCGGCUGAUCCAGUUCUAUGAGGUGGUGGAGAGCUCCCUGCGCUCGCUCCGCUCCUCCAGCCUGCGGGCCCUGCGCUGCGCCUUCGGCGUGCUCGAGACGGUGGGCGUCAACCUCUUCCUCUGCCCCUGGAAGAAGGAGUUCAGAAGCAUCAAGACCUACACGGGCCCCUUCGUCUACUACGUCAAGUCGACGUUACUGGAGGAGGACAUCCGAGCCAUCCUGAGCUACAUGGGCUACGUGCCCGAGCUGGGGACCGCCUACAGGCUCAAAGAGCUGGUCGAGACGUUGCAAGUGCAGAUGGUCUCCUUCGAGCUCUUCCUGGCCAAGGUGGAGUGCGAACAGAUGCUGGAGAUCCACUCGCAGGUGAGGGGCCAGGGCUACACGGAGCUGGACGUGGUGAGCGAGCGCCGGGGCAGCGCGGAGGACGCGCGGGGCUGCGCGGAGGCCCUGCGGCGGCGCGCCGAGGCCCGCGGGCCGCUGUCGGCCUCCAUGGCGCGCAUGGUGCUGCAGAAGUCGGCCAGCGAGCGGGCGGCCAAGGACUACUACAAGCCCCGCGUGACCAAGCCCUCGCGGUCGGUGGACGCCUACGACAGCUACUGGGAGAGCCGGAAGCCUCCCCUGAAGACCUCGCUGAGCCUGCGGAAGGAGCCGGCGGCCACCGAGCCUGGAGAUGAGCUCAAGGACGAGAUCGUCCGCCCGCCGCCCUCGCUCCUGACCGUGGCCAGCUCCCCGCACGGCGGCGCCGACGACCUGCCGGCCCCCGCGCCCAGCAAUGGGCUCGGCCUGCUGCGCAGCCCCUACCUGCCCGGCCCAGAUGACGUGGAUCUGUACACGGACGCGGAGCCCCGGGCCGCCUACCGGAGGCAGGACGCCCUGCGGCCCGACGUCUGGCUGCUGAGAAGCGACGCCCACGCCGGCUACCACAAGCGCUCGCCCCCCGCCAAAGAGUCCGCCCUCUCCAAGUGCCAGAACUGCGGCCUGUCCUGCAGCGCCGCCCUCUGCCAGCGCUGCGACAGCCUGCUGGCCUGUUCCCCGGCCGCCAAGCCCAGCGCCUUCCCCGGCAAGGCCUCCGGCCAUGACAGCCUGGCCCACGGGGCCGCCCUGCGGGACAAGUACGCGGGCCAGACUCAGGGCCUCGAGCGGCCGCCGCACCUCCACUCCAAGUCCAAGCCGCCCGCCGCCGCCACCUCCCGCUGUGGCUUCUGCAACCGCCCGGGGGCCGCCAACACCUGCACCCAGUGUUCCAAAGUCUCUUGCGACGCCUGCCUCAGCGCCUACCAUUACGACCCCUGCUGCAAAAAGAGCGAGCUGCACAAGUUCAUGCCCAACAGCCAGCUGAACUACAAGUCCACCCAGCUCCCCCAUCUCGUGUACAGAUAG